Messenger RNA from Crotalus tigris (Tiger rattlesnake), 2604 nucleotides. It is a transcript of the gene TMEM45B, whose product is annotated as transmembrane protein 45B. The transcript is spliced from 7 exons. NCBI's taxonomy places the organism in Eukaryota, Metazoa, Chordata, Lepidosauria, Squamata, Viperidae. Bases 456 to 1292 code for a protein of 278 amino acids. The record is from RefSeq and is a predicted model, not a curated record.
AAACUGUAUGGGAAACAAGCGAACACCCAAUGAGAAGAAGGAAGUUAGCUGAUUCUUAUCCUGGGAUUAUUAAACCGAGAUGACUAGGCAUCUUCACCCAGGCAUAUGAACCUGAAAGAAAAUUAUGGCUGAUAAGAGCUGGCUGAAUAGAAGAAAGGAAAUAAAGUGUGGCCCAGAGUGCUUGUUAUCCUGUUGCUCCUUCACCUUGAUUUUAAACAAAUUUGCCACCAGCAACUCUGAACAGAUAGACUUUGAAAUCUACCAUGGCAGUUAAAGUAUGUCCUUUCGUUUCUAUAGUGGGUGUGGCAUGAAUCAUGUUAUACGCUGUUCUUCGUCAAAGACUCCAAAGCUUUGCCACUAGCAGUCUUUCUGCUGAGCAAAGAGGUAGACUUUGAGUUCUACAACAGCUAGAAGUAGGAAUUAAACCACUUGAACUAGGAGCUGAGGGGACCAGAAUGGCAAAUCUUAAGGGCCACAUUCUUCCAGGGAGUUUCUUUCUAUUGUUUGGCCUCUGGUGGUCAGUGAAAUACUCGAUAAAACAUAUCAGCAGGACACCGAAGAAGAACGGUCACAUACAGUGGAACUUCAAACAAGUGGAGGUCAUUGAAGGGGCAGUCAAAGUGGGCUUAACAUUGAUAGGGAUUCUUGCUGAGCAGUUUGUCCCUGAUGGACCUCACCUCUAUCUCUACAGUGGGCAACCUCGAAGUUGGGUGAAGUUGAUGAACUGGCAACAUUCCACCAUGUAUUUAUUCUUUUUGAUUUCUGGAGCAGCAGAUAUAGUCACCUAUUCCUCAACCUUAAUGCCUGUUGGGCUGGACCGCUUCAUGCUUGGUAUUGCACUUUUUGUGGAAGGCUUCCUCUUCCAAUAUCAUACCAGUCACCGGCCAAUGCUUGAUCAACACAUCCAUUCCAUGCUCCUGACGGCCAUCUUUGCUGGCGUUGCCACUUGCUUCGUACAAGUCUUUGUGCAUGACAACUUGAUUUUGGACUUAUUUGCAGUCAGCCUGGCUCUCUUGCAAGGAACCUGGCUUUGGCAGAUAGGUUUUGUGUUGUAUCCACCAUGGGGAGGACCAGAAUGGGAUCUGAAUGACCACAGCAACACAAUGUUCAUCACCAUGUGCUUUUGCUGGCAUUAUGCCCUUGCAAUCCUCAUUACGGCAAUGAAUUAUUUCCUGGUUCAUUGCUACUUCAAGAAUUAUAAAAGGAGCAACAGACAAAUUGGGAUUGGACUUAGCCUAAGGAAGCAAAAGAAUGCUCAUGAUCCCCUCUUAAAUGAAUCGGAUGAAGAAUAAGCCAGGAUGAAUUGUUCAGUUGCUUCUAUUUAUAUCCAGAAACUUGAAAAUGAAAUAAUCUUAACAUUCCAAAUAUGUAUAGCUUCUGGAAAGAGCAAGAAGUCUUUGUCUAAGUAUAAAUCAAGAUGGCUGCACUUCCUUUACAUUUUCAUGUCAUAUCUUCUGACUUGCCUUAGUCCCUGGAAACAGAAUUGAUAAUGCUUCUAAUUGCCAGAUGUUCAACCUUUAUCCAACAGUGCACUUUUUAAUGCAGCAAUUUGUUUUAUCGACAGUGAAAGAAGCCACAAAACUUAAUUAGGAUUUGCUUAUUGUAACAUAUUUUAAUCUAUCUUUUCUUCAGUUAUAUAGAAAGAAUUCCCAACCUUAUCGUGAAUAAGCCUUCUAAUUUUGCACCAUCUGGACAUUGGGUCCGUAGAUACUAUAUCAAAUGAUUGAGCUUUGACUGUAAGGGCAUGCUUGAUUGCCAUAUCUUGAGAAGGAUGAGGUUGGCAGUGACUACCCCGGCUUCUCCAAAUGAUAAGAAAUUCCAAAGUUGAAGUGCUCUCCAAGUUUUGAAUUUUCCUUUAUUGGCGAAAGGAGGUUUUAGGCAUUUCCUAAUGUAUGCAUUUAUUUACCACCAUACAAGCAAACUGAAAAGGAAGGGGGCCUAGACCAGGGAUAGGCAAUCUUGGCUCUUUUAUGACUCGUGGACUUCAACUCCCAGAAUUCCUGAGCAAGCCUACUCCUGGCCUAGACAUUUCAAUAGCCAACCUCAUGAACUUUUAAAAACACAAUCAGAAUAUUAUGUCAGUCCCAGAAAAGUAGGCAGAGCAACUAUGGAAACUGCAGUGCAAAGUGUUAGAUUCAGACUUCAGCCUAACCAAUUCCCAUGCUGUAAAAUGGGAGCUCCUUAUUGCUGCUCUCUUCAUGCCUUGAUGGCGAAGACAGAACGAAACGGAGAUAAAGAACAAAUGGAAUUCAACUGAUCUGAUAGUUACGUUGGCCGCACGAAACUAUCCUGUCAAUCCUCCUAUGAAAAACUCCUCAAGUACACAUGCCGAUAUGCCAUGUUUUGCACCUUUCCAAAUCAAGGGAUUUCUUUCAAAAAAUGAACAAAUGUUGUUGUUGUUAUUGUUCUGUUUCAGUGCUGUAAUUCUUUUGCUGUACUCUUUUGCUGUACUCAGGAGUGUUGCUGAUAUUAUAUAGUAUUUUGCACUCUGUAGGAUCAUGUUCUAAAGCUUUUGAUUUCAGCAUUCUAAACACUCUGGAAUCAGAAACUGCAGCUAUUGUUAUCCAAGGCAUAGAAUAAAUCAAUCCAAGUUUAAAAUAAUAA